ACUGUACCUAUUAUAUUAUUAAUCUCAUUACAGCGUUGAUACGAAGUAAGGAGUAGACCCAGGGUUAAUGAAAAACGCGCGCUACGCGUCAGCUAUGCGCUCUGUGUCUUGCGGCAGCACUAUCGUGUGCAAUGUACUGACCUUGUUAGACUUGUAUUCAUAAGGCGUUGAUUCUGCAUGUUUUCUACGAUCGUACGCAUGGUGAUUCUGAAAAAUGGAGAAUAAUAACAUAAGCCAAACAAAUCCUCCACCGGAUCCUGACGAUAUACUCUUUGAUUAUGAUGCUGGAUUAGACAGAUCAUUACGAGAAUCAACAGUGGAUUGGAAAAAGUCGGAAGUGUCUUCAACACCGAUCUUGGGAGUAGAUGAAAAAGUCAAAAUUACCAGGCGUCGAUAUACUGUCAAACUGGAUGAGAGUCGGUUAUUAUCACACUCCGGAAUACCAAAACUACGCCUUACAGCGAAGCAUAAACUGGGGCUCAAGGGUAAAGGGCAUGAGUUUUCCGAUGCUGCCCGGUUAUUAAAUUUCUACCAAUUAUGGCUGGAUGAUUUGUUCCCUCGGGCCAAGUUUGCCGAUGGCUUGGCUAUCAUUGAAAAACUCGGUCAUUCCAAACACUUUCAGACAAUGCGAAGAGAAUGGAUAGAAGAAGAGAAGCCUCGGCGACCCACCGGCGAGUCUGAAGACACGCUGAAGAUGAGGCUUUCGAGCCAAUGCGCCUUUGGGGGUGUCGGAAUUCCUAAUGAGCAUUAUAACAAUAUAGAUACAGUGCUAUUCCAAGGAGAUAACACGAUGCAGCCGCCUUUAGGGAGUGAUCCCGGACAGUCGCGUUCGUUUACGAAAGAGGGCGUCUCGAUUGAAAACUUGUCUUUUACAAAUGAGCCCCCUAUCCAACCACAAAUGAUUCACGAAAGCAUUCCCAAUGAUGAUGACGACGAGCUGGAUGCCCUCCUGAAAGAGCAUGAGGGUGGUAGUGAUAUGUCAGCAAGACCAAGCUUAAAGAACAGUGUCAAUGGGUAGGUAUAUGGGUGAUCUAGAGAAAUGUGAAAAUUGUGAACAUUCUGAACAAUAGACUUGCCAUACGUCUCAGAAAGACAUGACCCUUACAUUGGCCUCCCGCAACUGAUAUUAAUCGGGAACCGAAGAUUAUCUAUUGUAUUUUAUGCCGGGGUGGCUAAUCAGAUUACAAUGACUGGACUUUUUGUCCACGCACUCGGGUAUAUGGUGUUGAAAUCAAAU
Aspergillus heteromorphus CBS 117.55 is the source of this 1237-nucleotide messenger RNA. Its product is annotated as Chromosome segregation in meiosis protein 3. The coding region runs from base 215 to 1018 and encodes 267 amino acids. NCBI's taxonomy places the organism in Eukaryota, Fungi, Ascomycota, Eurotiomycetes, Eurotiales, Aspergillaceae. The record is from RefSeq and is a predicted model, not a curated record. Gene Ontology annotation, cellular component: replication fork protection complex; nucleus. The transcript is spliced from 3 exons. Gene Ontology annotation, molecular function: DNA binding. Gene Ontology annotation, biological process: replication fork arrest; replication fork processing; DNA replication checkpoint signaling.